Protopolystoma xenopodis is the source of this 738-nucleotide messenger RNA. NCBI's taxonomy places the organism in Eukaryota, Metazoa, Platyhelminthes, Monogenea, Polystomatidea, Polystomatidae. The record is from the annotation of a GenBank genome assembly.
AUGGAAGUACAUGACGAAGAGAGUAUCAGGUCAAUUUCACCCUCCAUCACCUGUCUUCGCCAAAAACGUUGGAAGAUGUCUCAUGGACUGCAUCAAAUUGUACGUCAUAUUUCGGUCAAACGGCCGCAGUACAAUGCGAAUCAGCCGGCGUCUUCUGACAGCCAACUGCCAUGCGGAGGACCCGGUCGAGGCGUUUGCACAACAAUAACACCAAUUCCUGAGGAUGUUGAUCUCCUGCACUUAAAUGAUCGUUUACUUGCGGAUGAUCGUUUGGCUUGGCCAACCAGGUUCAUUUCAAUGGCUUGCACGUGUAAAGGCAACUAUUGGGGCCAUGCCUGCCAUCUCUGUCGGCCUGGAUGGAUGGGCCCAGACUGCGGGGAAAGGCGGCAGCCACGCAUCCGGCGGAAUGCGCUAUUGAUGAGUGAGGAGGAGCAGCGAAGGUUUCGCGACCGUCUGGUGUUGGCCAAGAGAACGCCUAUGCAAGAAUGGGUCGUGCUCAACAUCUCCUCAAGUCAGAAUGGAGACCCAAUCGAUGUUGCAAAGAUCAACUUGGUUGCCCCACCCUCUGUUUAUGAUUUCUACGUUUAUCUUCAUCUCUAUGCGACGCGCAGCAGCCUCAUCUUUGAGUUGGAUGUAGGAGCAGAAUGCGACCUCCGGCAGCAUGUGCUAGACUUCGCACAUAAGUGCGAUAAAUAUUCAAGAAAUCUUUCUGAAGCCAGGACUCGGGAGCAUCGGUAG